CAAGAAGGGAAAAAAACAAAAAACAAAUUAACUAACCUUUUAAAAAAUGGAGAACAAGAGAGAGCUUGUGUUCAUACCAACCCCAGCAAUGGGCCACAUUGUAUCCAUGCUAGACUUUGCCAAACGCCUACAUGAUCAACACCGACACUUUUCUAUCACAAUCCUCCUCAUCAAACCAUUAUUCGAUCCCUCUUACAAUCUCUAUGUUGAAUCACUAGCCGCCUCCGACACCCAAUUCCGCUACAUCCACCUCCCUCCACCGCCACCGCCUUCCGAACACCAAGUCCUGACGUCUCUGGAUAAAUUUUUCUAUGAUUUUCUGGAAAGCUAUAAAUCACAGGUGAGAGACGCAAUCGUCCAUCAUGUGUUGUCUUCUUCUCCGUCGACGGCGAGGCUGGCGGGGUUGGUGGUGGACUGCAUAUGCACCACCAUGAUCGACGUCGCCGACGAAUUCGCCGCCCCUACUUACAUCUUCUUCACAUCCAGCGCCGCCUUUCUUGGACUCAUGCUCCACCUCCCAAUCCGCCAUGCCUUAAUCGGAACCGAGUUCACUAUCUCCGAUCCAGACUCGCUAACUCACUUCCCGAGUUACGCUAACCCGGUCCCUACCUCAGUCAUACCCUCGGCUAUAUUCAACAAACAAGGAGGGUACUCCACCUCCCUGAACCACGCCAGGAGGUUCAGAAACACCAAGGGCAUAAUCGUAAAUACAUUCGAAGAGUUCGAAUCCUGUGCGAUGAAGUCCCUGUUAGUCUCGCCGGAAUCGCCGCCGGUUUACGCCGUCGGACCGCUGCUUGACCUCAGUGGCGAUGCCCGAUCGGGGAGCGAUCGAGACAAGAUUCUGAAAUGGCUCGACGAACAGCCUCCGUCGUCGGUGGUGUUCCUCUGCUUCGGAAGCCUAGGGUGCUUCGAUCCGCCGCAACUGGAAGAGAUCGCGGCGGCGUUAGAGAAGAGCGGCCACCGGUUCUUGUGGUCCAUACGGCGGUCGCCACCAAAAGGCGAGUUUGGUUUGCCAACCGAUUGUGGCGGCGAUUACGACGGCUUGCUGCCGGAGGGGUUUCUGAAACGCACGAAAAACAGGGGAAUGGUGUGCGGGUGGGCGCCGCAGACGGCGGUGCUGGGGCACGCGGCGGUGGGAGGGUUUGUGUCGCACUGCGGGUGGAACUCGAUCUUGGAGAGCUUGUGGUUUGGUGUGCCGAUGGUGACAUGGCCGAUGUACGCAGAGCAACAAAUCAAUGCGUUUGAGAUGGUGGUGGAGUUGGAUCUGGCAGUGGAGCUGAGAUUGGAUUACAAGUGUGAAUUUGGUGGGAUCGGCGACAAAGUAGAAUUGGUGGCGGCGGAGGAGAUAGAGAGAGCAGUGAGGCGUGUGAUGGAUGGUGAGAAUUUGGUGAGGGAGAGAGUGAGAGAGAUGAGAGACAAGAGCAGAAAGGCUGUCAUGGAAGGUGGGUCUUCGUUUGAUUCGUUAAGGCGGUUGGUUGAGGACAUGUUGGGAAACCACUGAUCAUUAUGGAAAAAAGUUAUUGUUACGAAUUUUUGGAGGAAAAAAUUAAUUUCUCCCUUAAAUUCACUUUUUAUUACUCUAUUUGAAUCAUCAAUUAGAAUAAUUAUCCUUGAUAUGAUAUUCGGAUCUCUUGAUAUGAUAUUUGGAUAAGAUCCGUUUGCUGAUAUAAUAUCAUUUUUAAUGAAAUACAUAACACUUGUUUGUUGAUAU
This is a messenger RNA of Camellia sinensis, 1711 nucleotides long. RefSeq names its product UDP-glycosyltransferase 71K1. Lineage: Eukaryota; Viridiplantae; Streptophyta; Magnoliopsida; Ericales; Theaceae. Gene Ontology annotation, molecular function: UDP-glucosyltransferase activity. The record is from RefSeq and is a predicted model, not a curated record.